UCAGUAACAUCAUCCUCUCUUUCGCUUGGCCAAGCUUAAGCUUUAGAAUCUUUGGCACCAAAUGAUCUUUGAAUACAAGAACAUUUUCAUCGUCCAAAUUUCUCAAAAAUCAAGAUGGCAUCAAUCUCGACAUGUUUCUCUCUUACCGCAAAAUCUCGCCUUUUUCUCUAUAUUUCAAAACCUACCUUUAAUUUAAAGCCUCCUGAUUCUUUUCUCAGAACCCAAACACUUGUUUUCCCUAGAAUUUAUUGGAAAAACCCAAACUAUAGGGUUUUAGUUCCCGUUGUUAGAGCGAGCCUUGAUAUGAGCGCUGGAUUGAGACCUGGAAGUGUUGUAGAGAGUGAUAAGCUGCCGUCUGAUGUUAGAAAGCGAGCCAUGGACGCCGUUGAUGCCUGUGGAAGAAGAGUCACUAUUGGUGACGUGGCCAGUAAAGCUGGGCUUACUUUGAGUCAAGCUCAAAAGGCUCUCCAAGCUCUUGCCGCUGAUACUGAUGGUUUCCUGGAGGUCUCAGAUGAAGGUGAUGUCUUGUAUGUUUUUCCAAAGGAUUAUCGUGCAAAACUUGCUGCGAAGUCAUUUAGGAUAAAAGUAGAACCUUUGGUUGAAAAGGCAAAGGCUGGGGCUGAGUAUUUAAUAAGGGUUUCUUUUGGUACAGCUCUUAUAGCUUCAAUUGUUAUUGUUUAUACUACAAUAAUUGCUGCUCUUCUUUCAAGUCGGAGUGAUGAAGACAAUCGUGGAAGGCGAAGCAGAUCAUAUGGUACUGGAUUCACGUUUUACGUCAAUCCAUUCGACAUGUUUUGGUACUGGGAUCCAUAUUACUAUAGGAGGCGACGAGUACGUGCAGAUGAUGACGACAACAAAAUGAACUUUGUUGAAUCUAUUUUCUCAUUUGUAUUUGGAGAUGGUGAUCCUAAUCAAGGAAUUGAAGAAGAAAGGUGGAAGUUGAUUGGACAGUAUAUAGCAUCUAGUGGUGGUGUUGUUACAGCUGAAGAACUUGCUCCGUAUCUUGAUGUACAGAGUGCCGGGAGCAUCAUGAGCGAUGAAUCAUACAUAUUACCUGUUCUUCUGCGAUUUGAUGGUCAGCCUGAAAUAGAUGAAGAGGGAAAUAUUUUGUAUCGUUUUCCGUCCUUACAGCGCACAGCUUCUACUCAAAGAAGUGGAAGAAAGGAGUAUGUGGGGAGAAGAUGGACUGAUUGGGUUGGAGGGGCUCAGAAGGUUUUCAGAGAGAAAAAAUGGGAAUUCAGUAAAACUAAUGCAUCAGAGAGAGCAAUGGUUAUUGGUCUGGGUGGGGUGAAUUUGUUUGGGGUUAUUAUUCUUGGAGCAAUGUUAAAGGAUACUGCUAUUACUCCUAGUGGAUUUAUUCCAUUCGUCAGGAGCAUAUUUCCUUUGCUUCAGAUAUAUGCUGGUUCUUUCUUUGUUAUUCCUCUGGUCCGGUGGUUCCUCAACCUCAAGAAGAAUGCUGAGAUAGAAAAGAGAAACCUUGCUAGGGAGCGGUAUGCUAAAGCGCUUGAAUUGCCAGAUGUUUCUCUGAGGCGCAAGCUCCUUAAUGCCCGGGAUAUGGCCCAGAAAACAAUCAUUGGACAGGAUCGUAUUGUCUAUAGUACCGAGAGGGAUUUCGUUGAGCAAGACUAUGAGGCAAAAGAAUGGGACAGGAGAUUCCGAGAAAUUGAAAAGGCAGAUUGAGAAGUGGCUAUAGUUGGGACUUAACUUUGCUAAAUCCUCACCUGAGAACACAAGACUGUCAUUGCUUUCAGCAUCUGGUGCAUAUUUGAGUGAAUAUUUACAGAAUACAGUAGCACAGAAGCAACGGUAAUUUGUGUUGUAUAUUUGAUUGAUAUCUCAAAAAAAUUCUACUGCUUCAAAUAGUUUCAAGUGCCAAAUAGUUUGGUCAUAUUUAUUGCUAGGUAAUGUCUCAAUAUCUGCCCACAGGAAAUCUAUUGAGGGUAUAUUGUUUCUUUAAUCUGUUUUUGAUCAUUGUAACAGGAUGGGUCCUGAUCCUGUAUUGACUAGAUCUUGUGGACAGAUUAGGGAUGAUUAGUUUAGAUGUGAAAAUUAGAGUUGCAGAUGGACACUUUCAGCUUAUAAUUCGACACUUAUAUUUUUAUGAUAUCACCUCUCCCUUUUAUCUGAACUGGUCGAGAGAGAUGAACUGAGCUUGUAAUGUGCUGUACCAUAACUCCAGGUUAAUAAUUUUGAAAAUUGAAUGUAGGAAGGGCUCUUAUUAUUGAA
This is a messenger RNA of Mangifera indica (mango), 2226 nucleotides long. RefSeq lists its product as uncharacterized. The record is from RefSeq and is a predicted model, not a curated record. NCBI's taxonomy places the organism in Eukaryota, Viridiplantae, Streptophyta, Magnoliopsida, Sapindales, Anacardiaceae. The transcript is spliced from 14 exons. Gene Ontology annotation, cellular component: chloroplast envelope. The coding region runs from base 115 to 1680 and encodes 521 amino acids.